Messenger RNA from Xenopus tropicalis (tropical clawed frog), 2054 nucleotides. RefSeq names its product IMP (inosine 5'-monophosphate) dehydrogenase 2 (gene impdh2). The coding region runs from base 79 to 1695 and encodes 538 amino acids. Gene Ontology annotation, cellular component: cytoplasm; nucleus; cytosol. Gene Ontology annotation, biological process: GMP biosynthetic process; purine nucleotide biosynthetic process. The record is from RefSeq and is a predicted model, not a curated record. The transcript has 15 exons. Gene Ontology annotation, molecular function: metal ion binding; nucleotide binding; oxidoreductase activity. Lineage: Eukaryota; Metazoa; Chordata; Amphibia; Anura; Pipidae.
CAUUGGCCUCUUGCUUGGGAAGGCACAGAGGUGGCGGCAGGGCAGGCGGGGUGUGUUGGCGGCACUUUAGGUUCACACAUGGCGGACUAUCUGAUCAGCGGAGGGACCAGCUAUGUCCCGGAUGAUGGGCUGACUGCGCAGCAGCUCUUCGGGGCCGGAGACGGGCUCACCUACAAUGACUUCCUCAUCCUCCCGGGGUACAUCGACUUCACAGCUGACCAAGUGGAUCUCACCUCAGCCCUCACAAAGAAAAUCACCUUAAAGACCCCGAUGGUUUCCUCCCCCAUGGAUACGGUUACAGAAGCCAGUAUGGCUAUCGCAAUGGCGUUAACGGGUGGAAUUGGCAUCAUGCAUCACAACUGCACCCCUGAAUUCCAGGCCAACGAAGUACGGAAAGUAAAGAAAUACGAACAAGGGUUCAUCACAGAUCCAGUGGUGCUAAGUCCCAAACACAGAGUCCGAGAUGUAUUUGAGGCCAAGGCCCGGCAUGGAUUCUGUGGGAUUCCCAUCACUGAGAAUGGCAAGAUGGGCAGCAAGCUGGCGGGAAUCAUUUCAUCCAGGGACAUCGACUUCCUGAAAUCCGAAGAGCACGACCUUGCACUCAGUGAGAUAAUGACCCGGAGAGAAGACCUUGUUGUAGCACCUGCUGGAGUGACGUUAAAGGAGGCCAAUGAAAUUUUACAGAGGAGUAAAAAAGGCAAGUUGCCCAUUGUUAAUGGCAAUGACGAGCUGGUGGCCAUAAUUGCUCGCACUGACCUGAAGAAGAACCGCGAUUAUCCACUGGCUUCCAAAGAUGCAAAGAAACAGUUGCUAUGCGGGGCGGCCAUUGGUACCCACGAGGAUGAUAAAUAUCGGCUGGAUCUGCUGGUGCAAGCCGGUGUGGAUGCCGUGGUCCUUGAUUCAUCACAAGGAAAUUCCAUUUUCCAAAUCAAUAUGAUCAAGUUCAUCAAGGAGAAGUACCAAGAUCUUCAGGUGAUCGCUGGCAACGUCGUGACUGCUGCUCAAGCGAAGAAUCUGAUUGACGCAGGGGCUGAUGCGCUGAGAGUGGGAAUGGGGAGCGGCUCAAUUUGUAUCACGCAGGAAGCUGCUCCUCUGAUCCCUCCAGACCUAAAGUCUCACAGCCCCAAAUGCCCCUCUAUUGUGACAGGCACUUAUAUGCUGGCGUGUGGGAGGCCUCAGGCCACAGCGGUGUACAAAGUGUCUGAGUAUGCGAGGAGGUUUGGCGUUCCCGUAAUUGCCGAUGGCGGCAUACAGACUGUCGGACACAUUGCAAAGGCCUUGGCACUGGGCGCUUCCACAGUCAUGAUGGGCUCCCUACUGGCAGCCACCACAGAGGCCCCGGGGGAGUACUUCUUCUCAGAUGGCAUAAGGUUAAAGAAGUACCGAGGCAUGGGCUCUCUGGAUGCCAUGGACAAGAACGUCAGCAGCCAGAAGAGAUACUUCAGCGAGGCGGAUAAGAUUAAGGUUGCGCAGGGCGUGUCUGGGGCUGUCCAGGACAAGGGAUCCAUUCACAAGUUUAUUCCAUAUUUAAUUGCUGGAAUCCAGCAUUCGUGCCAGGACAUUGGUGCCAAGAGCCUAACGCAAGUCAGGGCCAUGAUGUAUUCAGGAGAACUCAAGUUUGAGAAGAGGACCAUGUCUGCCCAGGUGGAAGGAGGAGUGCAUGGACUACACUCGUACGAGAAGCGACUAUUCUAAAGCCACCGGUGCCGCCAUCCAUUUGCCUGAUGCCGCCAUGCCCCUACAGCAGAAACUGUGCCUGCCGACAUACUGCAUGUGCUUGCCGUAUGGAUCACCACGGGCUGCCUUAGCCACAUCUGCCUGACUUCAUGCCAAGGACUGUUAGACGCACAGGGGCAUGGGCAUCCCACCCUUUGCUUUACAGAGGGCUUCCAAUAAAGAAGGUGCCUGCCGCUGCCCGAGCAUGCCUCACACCCAAGCCCUUAUCCUGUGUAACCGCCACAUGAGUUUCAUCUCACAGAAUGGAAAAGCUGAAUGAUUACCAUUUUUUAUGUCCCAUUUGACUGCAAAUAAACACUGAAACAUGUAUAAAUUAA